AUUUAAUACACUAUAUCGCUCAUUCAAAGCCUCCAACUAGGAUAAUUCUAGGUUAGCCUGCCUUACAUAGGACUAGUACAGUGCUAGAAGAUACGUGCAUGUGCUGUACCUGCCCGAUUACCCGGUAUACGCCAUUAACUAUAACCCAUCACCCAUCACCCAUCACCCAUAACCCAUAAUCCAUUACCCCACCACCCCGCCAUCGAAUUCAUGUUUUUGCGCGCAUCAUCUAAAAAAUAUCGAGACCUUCAAUCUUUCGUUUGUCCUGCUUUCGUGUUAUUUCUACGCAGCACAUUCUAUUUAAAACUUUGCCCAACAUGGCUACGAUAGUGUUAGGAGUCCAAUGGGGAGACGAAGGGAAGGGAAAGCUUUGCGAUAUCCUCAGCCCUGAAGUCCAAAUCUGCGCCAGAGCAACCGGUGGAAGAAACUGCGGUCACACUGUUGUCGCCGCUGGAACAUCGUAUGACUUUCAUAUGUUACCGUCGGGAUUGAUUCAUCCUACAACUACGAACUUGAUUGGACCUGGUGUUGUCCUACACGUGCCCACGUUCUUCUCUGAACUUGCCAAUAUUGAGGCGAAGGGAGUACAAAAUGCCCAAUCAAGACUCAAGGUCUCAACACGCUGCGCCUUAAACCUCGACCUCCAUGCGGCCGCGGACCGUCUUCGUGAAACACAGCUUGGCAAGAAAAACAUAGGUACAACAGGAAAGGGUAUUGGUCCCUCAUACAGCUCCAAGGCUGAGCGAAGCACCGUGCUCCUCGCCGAUCUACUCGACGACGAUGAGUUCGGCGACAGGAUUCGAGCGAUGGAGAGGGAUUACAAGUUGAGAUACGGCGGAAGCUUGGGUGAAUAUGAUGUCGAGGCCGAAAUAAAAGAACUUCAGGGAUACCGUGAAAGGCUCCGCCCCUUUUCCGUAGACGAUGUCGAAUACCUCGCAGUGGCCCAAAAACAAGGCAAAAAGAUCCUCAUCGAAGGCGCUCAAUCGGCUCUCCUGGAUAACACAUAUGGUACCUGGCCGUAUGUCACUUCAACUUCAACCACUUUCGGUGGUGUGAUGGCUGGUUUGACUCUCGACUACCGAAAGGUGGACGGUGUUAUCGGUGUCCUGAAGGCGUACACCACUCGAGUCGGAUCCGGGCCAUUCCCCACAGAAGACUUCGGCGACAUAAGUAAUAAGCUCCAGGAGAUAGGACACGAGUUCGGAGUUACCACGGGACGAAGACGUCGCUGCGGAUGGCUGGAUCUGGUUACCUGCAAAUAUUCGCACAACGUUAACCACUAUACUGACUUGAACCUCACGAAACUCGACGUCCUCGAUACCUUCGAAAAGAUCCAGGUGGCCGUGGCCUACAAGCACCCGGAUACUGGCGAGGUCAUUGAUGGCUUCCCCGCGAGCGCGAAGCUCCUAUCCCGCGUCCAAGUCGAGUACAAGACCCUUAAAGGCUGGAACACUAAGACGACCGGAACCAAGACCUUCGAAGAACUACCCAAGGAGGCCCGGGAAUACAUCACCUUCAUCGAGGACUUCCUCGGUGUCAAGAUCAAGUGGAUUGGAUGCGGUCCCAAGAGAGAGGACAUCAUAACCCGCUAACCCUUCAACGGGCCCGGUUUGUAGCACCACCGCCUCCCUAUUUAUAUGAUGUCAGCUAAGUAGAGCUUACACGAAACCAUGGUGUAGUGCGAGAUUAUGCCUAACAUUAAAAAGAAUUCCACUGUCGACAGAGCAGUUAUUACGGGGUUGGUGUGCUGAAUUUAUUUACACUACGGAAAGGGAAAAUUAUAAAAUUCAACAGAAAAAGAAAAUAUGGCAAAUUACUUCUUACGUGGAUUCUAGAGGCAAGUGCUCUCUUAGAUCUAGAUCCGGCGACGGGUUGCCCCUAUUUGCUAGAGGAGUGAUAAAUAAAUCGGUGGUCGAAUCUAGACAGCGGGGAUUUAAACUCGUUUUCUUAGAACGCGGCGUGGCGGAUG
This is a messenger RNA of Hypoxylon trugodes, 1969 nucleotides long. RefSeq names its product Adenylosuccinate synthetase. Gene Ontology annotation, molecular function: GTP binding; adenylosuccinate synthase activity. Gene Ontology annotation, cellular component: cytoplasm. Lineage: Eukaryota; Fungi; Ascomycota; Sordariomycetes; Xylariales; Hypoxylaceae. The coding region runs from base 318 to 1592 and encodes 424 amino acids. Gene Ontology annotation, biological process: 'de novo' AMP biosynthetic process; IMP metabolic process. The record is from RefSeq and is a predicted model, not a curated record. The transcript is spliced from 7 exons.